GAGAGAGAGAGAGAGAGAGAGAGAGAGAGAGAGAGCAUUUAGCUUCCAUUGUGUAAUGUGUACUACUACUAAUAAAUCCGUCGUGUGCCAUGCAAUUGCAAAAGAAAGGAAUCGCUUCUUAAAGAGGCAGGAGGCAGGAGGCAGGAGGCAGGCCAUCCAAGAUAAAAGAAGAAAUGCUAAACCCAAAUAUGUCAUCUUGUGGCCGAGAAUUUCAUCACAGCAACGUAACCCCUUGGAUUUGUAUUGUCACGCACGGCACACAAUCCCUUCCCCUCACAGAUUCUUCAAAAUACAACAAAUAUGCUUAGAUUGGUCGUUUCCUGUUAUUCUCAACAAAUUGCAUAAAUAUAUCCAUUCCACCUGAAAAAGGAAAGGCUAAAAAAGCCAAACCUAUCACCUACACAAUGACACCUCAAACUUUCCCUUGUUUCCUUUUCAUCCUCUUUCCCCUUUUCUUCUCUUUAUCCUGUUCGUGCACAUUCACUAUAACAAACAACUGCCCGGAUACCAUCUGGCCAGGUACUUUAGCUGGUUCGGGCAGGCCCCAACUCCCAACAACUGGAUUCCGGUUGGACUCUGGCCAAAGUGCCAGAAUUCCUCCUACUCCAGAAUGGUCAGGACGUAUCUGGGCAAGAACAGGUUGCACAUUUGAUGAGUUGGGAGCGGGCACAUGUCAAACAGGCGACUGUGGAGGAAGACUGGAAUGUAAUGGCAACGGUGCCACUCCACCUGCCUCACUCUUUGAGAUAACCCUUGGCAAUGGCAAUGAUAAAGAUUUUUACGAUGUCAGCAUUGUAGACGGCUACAAUCUACCCCUUAUCGCUUCUCCACGCGGCGUGUAUGGUGCCUGCAAUGCUACUGGCUGUGCUUCAGAUAUCAACAUAGGUUGCCCAAAAGAGCUUCAGGUGGUGGGAGGUGUAAACGAAGGGAGUGUGGUUGGGUGCAAGAGUGCCUGCGAUGCAUUUGGUUUGGACCAAUACUGCUGCAGUGGACAGUUUGCUAACCCAACAACAUGCCAGCCUUCCUUUUAUUCAACCAUUUUCAAGCGGGCUUGUCCAAGAGCAUACAGUUAUGCUUUUGAUGAUGGCACAAGCACUUUUACAUGCAAAGCCUUUGAAUAUGCCAUUGUUUUCUGCCCUAACGGCAACGGGACGACACAACCGGAUGAUUCGUUAGCUCCUCCAAGAUAUCAAGUGCCUGGCAGUGAAAAGGUUGUGCGGCAGAUGGUUUCUUCUUCAAACAUGCUCUUACCGAUUCCGUCACUAAUCCUUCUUCUCAUCUUCUUCUACAUACUCUCUUGAAGGUAUGAAAUUAAGUACAUGGGGACAGAAGGUUUGAAGAAACAAAGAAUUUGAAAUUUUAUUUCGAAGAGGAAUUAAGAAUGUAUUAGAUAAUUCAUUCAGGCACGCCAAAGUGCAUUGAAAUGUUGGGGAUCAAUUGACUUUAGAAAUAUGAAAGGAAUCCGAAGCCUUUAGUACAUGAAAGGGG
Prunus persica (peach) is the source of this 1488-nucleotide messenger RNA. RefSeq names its product thaumatin-like protein 1. Gene Ontology annotation, biological process: defense response. The record is from RefSeq and is a predicted model, not a curated record. NCBI's taxonomy places the organism in Eukaryota, Viridiplantae, Streptophyta, Magnoliopsida, Rosales, Rosaceae. Gene Ontology annotation, cellular component: extracellular region. The transcript has 3 exons. Bases 405 to 1301 code for a protein of 298 amino acids.